CCAGCUACGCCCUCUUUUUCUCCGCGCCCCCUCCCCCCGCGCUCCGCCAUCUUCGCGCCCUGCCCGGCGCUCCUUCGAGGGCCCAUGGAGGUUAGCCCGCCGAAAACACCGCCAGCCCCGCCCUCCGGCUCCUCCGCGCCCCCUAGCCAUCCGCCUUCUCCGCGCCCCGCCCGGCGCCCCAUCGUGGGCCCAUGGAGGUUUGCCCGCUGCUAGCACCGCCGAAAACACCGCCAGCCCCGCCCUCCAGCUCCUCCGCGCCCCCUAUAAGUAUUUUGCUGCUUGUUCCUUUCCAUCUACAAGUGACGACGACAACAACGAACGCGGCGAGGACUGUAAGGAGGACGAGAAGCAGGAAGGCGAGGUCGGCGAGGAGGACGCCAAGGUGCAGGUUCGGCAUUGUCCACUCCGCCGUCGAAGGUGACACUGAGGUUAGGAUGAGACCAUUGAAGCGUAAGAGAGUUGAAGCUCCACGGGUCCCAAUGCUCGAGGACGUGCAUCCUUACACCACGUGGAGCAUGUGUGUCCGAGUGUACCACAAAUUCCACGCGGAGAGGUUCGCUGUUGGCAGGAAGAGGCUCAGCAUGGUGUUACUGGAUGAGAAGGGUAAGAAAAUGGCAGUUGUCAUAUAUGAUGAUGAGGUGGAUCGUUUUGAGCCAUUACUUGCAGAGGGGCGGGUAUAUUAUGUGUGGCGGAUGUCCGCAGAACCAGUUAUGAGAAAUCAAGACUAUAUGUUUGCAGAUAGUCACUUUGUGUGUCGUUUCACAUCAGUGACAGUAGUUAAUGAGAUAAGAAAUGUGAACGAGCAAUUUAUCCCAUUAUUUCCACCGUUUAUGCCUUUUGACAAAGUUUGGCAGUUCACUCUAGACAAUGAUAUGUAUGUUGAUGUCAUUGGCAUGGUUAUGUAUGUGAGUUCUAUGGGGCACAAGUACAGUUUCUACAACCGAAAGGUCCCACUGAGAAAUAUUGUUCUGAUGGACAGCAGCUAUAAUAUUGUGAAGUUAGUUGUAUGGGAUAAGUUAGUGACUGAUAACCUAAGUACCUGGGAGAAAAUCGCAGAGGAGCGUGCUAUUAUUGUGGCCACGAUGUUAAGUGCAAAGCGCGACGACCAUAGCCUGCACACUACGGAUUUUAGUAGGGUCUACUUUGAUCCGGAUAUCGCAGUUGCGCAUGAAUUACGGCGAAGGAUCAAUAAUGAGCUCAGCGGGCCACCCUCUCCAUGAGUCAAAGAAGAUGAACUAUGGUCAUGGUGCAAAACUGGAGUCUUAGCAUAAUAGGACUAUGUUUUGAUUAAGCGUCGAUCUUGUACAUGGUGCAGAACCAGUACUCAAUAAAGUAGUAUAGAUUGUCAAAGCUGAGGUUAGGGGAAGAUGAUUUUUGUACCAAAGUUUAGUCAUUCUACUACUGGAUCAUAUAGACGCUGAAAUCUUUAGUCAUUCUUUUUUAUAUUGAGAAAGCAUAUGGAACCUCGUGUCAAUGAACAGAAGCCUUUUCUACUACUGGAUCAUACAUAUUAAGUUUUAAAUAGUCUUGCUGCUUAA
Phragmites australis (common reed) is the source of this 1538-nucleotide messenger RNA. RefSeq names its product replication protein A 70 kDa DNA-binding subunit B-like. The record is from RefSeq and is a predicted model, not a curated record. The transcript has 8 exons. Lineage: Eukaryota; Viridiplantae; Streptophyta; Magnoliopsida; Poales; Poaceae. Bases 192 to 1220 code for a protein of 342 amino acids.